UUAUGGCUCAACAUGUUUAAGUUUUUCUACGGUAUUGGAAACAAAGCUCAAGAUUCCAAUUUGAUUAAUUGUGCUCAGUCUGAGAGGAAACAAGCGGUCAUCGUAGAUCGAUCGGUUGUUCAGUUGAAUCAGGCUAUGGCAACAGAGAAAAGAGGGCCAUCCACUUGCGGCUUCUCCAUGCUACCGGAGGAAUGCGUCAGCUAUCUGCUCUCCUUCACUUCGCCGUGUGACAUCUGCAGGUUGUCGCUGGUCUCCAAGUCUUUCCUCGCUGCGGCACAAAUUGAUCUCUUGUGGGAGUCCUUCCUGCCUCCGGACGUCGCUGAGAUACUAUCGCGCGCCGCUAAUCCGGUGGACUACUCCACUAAGAAGGAGCUGUAUUUCCGCCUCUGCCAACCCCUCCUCGUCGACGACGGCAAACUGAGCUUCCAAUUGGAAAAGUCAACAGGGAAGAAGACUUUCAUGAUAUCUCCGGAAACCAUGUUUAUAGUCUGGAUCGAAAAUUCUCAGUAUUGGAGAUGGGUUUCUCUUCCACAAUCCAGAUUUAGUAAGCAGGUUGAGCUUUUAUCUGUCUGUUGGCUUGAGAUCGCUGGCAAAAUAGAAAGUCGAUUCCUCUCCAAAAAGACAAUGUAUACAGCAUACAUGAUCUACAAGUUAAAUCCCAAUUCAUAUGGUCUUGAUUCCAAUUCUCAAAAGGUCACCGUCCACUUAGGAGCUCAUUCACAAGAAAAUCGUGUCUCUUUGGAACCAGAUGAUGACGAGGAGGAAGAAGAAAAGAAAAUACAGUUGAGAGGGGAUGGAUGGUUGGAAAUGGAGCUAGGUGAGAUUUAUAACGAUCAAGGCGAUGAAGGAGAGGUUGUGAUAAUGUUUCGUGACGUCGAAGUACUCCAUUGGAAGAAAGGCCUUGUAUUCGCUGGAUUUGAGAUUAGGCCGACCAAAAGAAAGGUGGAUGCUGAAUUGCUACGUUAAUUUGUUUGUAAACUCAAAUGUAGUUUUUAUGGUGAUGCUCCAACACAUUUAUAUGACAUUUCAAAGUAUUUGAUUGUAUAUUGUUACAAUAUAUGG
Zingiber officinale is the source of this 1062-nucleotide messenger RNA. Its product is annotated as putative F-box protein PP2-B12. The transcript has 3 exons. Bases 13 to 966 code for a protein of 317 amino acids. Gene Ontology annotation, molecular function: protein binding. The record is from RefSeq and is a predicted model, not a curated record. Lineage: Eukaryota; Viridiplantae; Streptophyta; Magnoliopsida; Zingiberales; Zingiberaceae.